AUGCCUCCGCCUCCAGGGAAACACGGUCAUCACUCAGCGGAUCCACCCAUCCAUCCCAGUCCGUCCCAGUCCAUCUCAGGACCUGGAGCCAAAGAGGGGCCCCCAGGGACACUCCUCACCCCACCACGCCUCAACCUCCCUGGGAUGAAACCUGGCCGCCCGCCCCUCUCCCCUCCCGGGCCACUGCUCAUCUUACAGCCUCCGCUUGGGAUGAAACCGGACCCUGGGAGAUGGAGGGGACAGGGAGAAGACAGUGAGAGGACAGAGAGAGGACUGAGAGAAGACAGUGAGAGGACUGAGAGAGGACAGUGA
This is a messenger RNA of Knipowitschia caucasica, 312 nucleotides long. The record is from the annotation of a GenBank genome assembly. NCBI's taxonomy places the organism in Eukaryota, Metazoa, Chordata, Actinopteri, Gobiiformes, Gobiidae.